AUGCAUUAUUGGGUUCGGUCCAAGCAGGUAUGUUGUUUACACGGUGGAGUUUCAAAAACGCGGCUUGCCUCACGCCAUAUAUGUCUAUUCGUGCACUCUGAUUACAAGUUGCUUACUGUUAAACAUAUUUAUCGAGUUAUUUAUGCUGAUAUUCCAAAAAAAAAAGACGAGGAUCCAGAAUUAUAUGCACUUGUCAGCGAGUUCAUGAUGCAUGGUCCUUGUGGUGGUGAUAAUCCUAAAUGCCCAUGCAUGACUGAUAACAAGUGUUCAAAAAACUUCCCGAAGCCAUUCUUAGAUCAUACUUCUUUUGAUUCAAAUGGUUAUCCUAUAUACAGGAGACGUAAUGAUGGUUCAUUUGUUGAAAAGUCGGGUGUGAAAUUAGACAACAGAAGUGUCGUUCCAUAUCACAAAGUCCUUUUGAAAAGAUAUCAAGCUCACAUUAAUGUUGAAUGGUGCAAUCAGGCUGCUUCCAUCAAAUAUUUGUUUAAAUAUAUUAACAAGGAUAUUUGUGUGCAUGUGAAGCCUCGCUGCGGAUAUUUUGGAUUUGAUGUUCAUUACAGGUAUCCUUCUAUUGUUAGAAUUCCUUUCCAUCUUCCUGGACAACAAAAUGUUGUGUAUGGUGCAGACGACGAUAUUGACGAUGUCCUCGGCAAACAAUCUGUUUCUUCUUCAAUGUUCUUAGCUUGGAUGGCAUGUUUAUCGCUUACUGAGGAUCAACUUAAGAACUUGACCCUUUAUGAGAUUGAAAAAGUUUUACUCCAGAACAACUCAAGCCUCAAAGAUUAUUAUGGGAUGCCUUACCCUGAUCAUGAAUCUAUAUCUUCUUCAAACAAUCGUUUGAUAACCGAGGAGCUAGAUUUUGACAGGACCGUUCUACACAACGAGUUGAUUCAACUGAUGGAUUCAUUAACAGUUGAACAAAGAUGUGUUUUUGACGAUAUCAUGAAACAUGUUCAACAAAAAAAGGAGGCGUGUUUUUUGUAUAUGGCUAUGGUGGUACUGGGAAAACUUUUCUUUGGAAGACAUAAUCUACAGCCUUAA
Molecule: messenger RNA, 1041 nt
Organism: Lactuca virosa
Lineage: Eukaryota; Viridiplantae; Streptophyta; Magnoliopsida; Asterales; Asteraceae
Source: the annotation of a GenBank genome assembly